This is a messenger RNA of Thecamonas trahens ATCC 50062, 1032 nucleotides long. RefSeq lists its product as uncharacterized. The coding region runs from base 1 to 1032 and encodes 343 amino acids. Gene Ontology annotation, molecular function: catalytic activity. Lineage: Eukaryota; Apusomonadida; Apusomonadidae. The record is from RefSeq and is a predicted model, not a curated record. The transcript has 2 exons.
AUGUCGGCAGCGGGCAAGCGGCAGCGGCGACUCGACGGCAGCGGAGGGGGCAGCGAGGGUGGAGAGGGCAAAGAAAUAGGAGAGUGGCAGCUAGCUGCGGUGCUGCGGCCGACCGAGGACGGGCGGGGCGUUCCGCUAGCGCUGCGGGCGGUGAAGCUCUCGUCUGCGCGCCAGUGCGGGCCGACGCUGGCGCUCGUCCGCGAGCAUCUGACCAUGCCGAUCUCGCUGCGGCAUCACUUGCUGGUGAAGAAGAGCAAGGUCGCAGGCGCAGUCGAGAUGCUGGUGCUGCUUGGGACGCCCGAAGCGCUGGCGCGUCUGGAUGCGGGCGUGGGAGCGGCGAUAGCGGCAGCGGCGACCGGCGAGGCUGGAGCCGAGUUGGAGGAGCUCGUUGUCGCCGUCACUGGCUCGCUCCAUCCGCCGCUUGUCCGCGAGUCUGGAUGCAGCGAUUGGUGGCCGAUGAUGGCACUGCAGCGCUCAACUUGGUCGAGUCCACCACCCGCCAGCCUCGAUGGGGCUGAGGUGGCGUACCUGACGCAGACCGGGGCGCGGCUGGUGGGUGCGGCAGGUGGUCCGGGUGCGGCGCGAGUCGUCGUUGUCGAUCCGGCAAGCCGAGCCGAGCUCGGGCGGGCACCGACAGACGCUGCUCUCACGCUGAGUGGGCCAUCCCUACCGUCAAUGCUCCGCGGAGACGGCCAUCUGGUGAUGGACGCGCUGGCAAGUGUGGCUGCGCCCGAAGCGCUGGCGCGUCUGGAUGCGGGCGUGGUAGCGGCAGCGGCAGCGGCAAGCGCAAGAGCAGAUGCGUUUGUUGUGGGCGAGCCGUGCUCAAUGUGCGCGAUGGCGCUGCUCCACGCGCGAAUUGCGCGGGUGGUGGUUGUCGGCGACGGCGAGGCGUGUCAAUGCAGCCCGGUGACGGCCGGCGGCUACACGCGCCACUUUGUGCACGCGCAGCGGGCGCUCAACCACAGCUACGCGGUGUACCGGCUCGUCUCUGGGAGCGAGCCUGGGAGCGGCGUGGGUGGGGCUGGUGGAUGA